Oldenlandia corymbosa var. corymbosa is the source of this 1851-nucleotide messenger RNA. NCBI's taxonomy places the organism in Eukaryota, Viridiplantae, Streptophyta, Magnoliopsida, Gentianales, Rubiaceae. The record is from the annotation of a GenBank genome assembly.
AAUUUUAUUUUCAAUUAAAAAAAUAAAAUUUAGGUCAAAUCAAUAAAUUUAGGUAAGGGCACGAUAAUGAGACAUCCAAUUCUUCACCUAAGUGGGAAGAAAUCAUCAAAUUAAUCGAUCCCUCUUCUUCCCGUUAGAAUUCCGUAUCCCAAAAUUUGCAUUUCAUACAUAUUGCUCCAUCAAAGCUUGGAUGGUAGUUUUCGUUGCAUAUCACUGAAACACAGUAGCGAUUGAUCCUCUGCAGUAAUUUACAAUGGCGCCCCCAAGACGGCGCAAGGUUUGCUUUGUAUAUCUCCAUAUACUCUAUCCGCAACGAUCAUAUGUGUAUAAUCUGCGCCGUUGUUUUCCACUGUUUGGAAUUUUGAUUUGCAAAUGUAAUUUUGGCAGGUGGGUUCGUUUCGCAUCGACGCUGCAUUGGCCGCCAUGCGCCCAAUGGGGUUCCCUGAUAGUGUUGUACGGAAACGCGUGAGAGAGCUGCUCAAGGUAUAUGGAAGUGGGGAUGAAGGAUGGUACUUUAUUGAGGAGUGUUCUUAUAAGCUCCUCAUUGAAACGCUUCUUGAUGAUGGGCAUGGGCUACCCGGAACUGAAUCUGCAGGAAAUCUGUUGACUGAUGGACCUGGUAACAGAGAAAUGAUUCCUCAGGAUGGGCUUGGAUUAUCUGAACCUGAAUCUGCAGGAGGUCUGUUGAUAGAUGGAGCUGAGAACAGAGAAACGAUUCCUGAGGAUGGGCAUUGGUUACCUGAACCUGAAUCUGCAGGUAAUCUACUAACAGAUGGAGCUGAUAGCAGUAAAGGGAAUGGUUUGGGUUCAAGCAGUGAACAACAAGAUUCUGAGGACCAAGGCGUUGGAGGAAACAGUUGUCUAACAGAGAUUAUGCACAAAACAACAGAGAAUCACUCUCAGGAUGUGGCUGAGGCUAAAUCAGAACUGGAACUUGCACCUAUUUCAGUUCCUACGCCUGUGAACCUUGUAGGUGAAGAGACAACUAACCCAGACCUGGAAUAUGCACCCAUUUCAGUCUUGCCCAUCGACCCUGUUACUGCAAAGAUAACUAGACCAGAACUGGACUUUGCACCUAUUUCAGUUCCUAUACCUAUUGACCAUGUUUCUGCAAAGAUUACUAAAUCAGAGCUGGACGCUGCACCUAUUUCAGUUACUUUGCCUGGGGGGCAUGUAGCUACCAAGACAAUGAAAUCAGAACCAGGCUUUGCGCCUUUUUCAGUUCCUAUGCCUACGCACCGUGUAGCUGCAAAGAGAAUCCGAAAGCCAUGUUUUGGAUGGAUCAGUGAUGAUGGCGACGAUGAUGACGAGUUUAUUUUAUUGCGUCCUGCUGCGGCUGGCACUAAUUUGAGCUGAUGUGUUUGUUCUACAGGUGGUGUACCUCUGCGUGUUGUCAAUAUUAGGAGCUAAUGUGAGUCUGAAGUGCUGAGUACAGGUGUUAGUUUAUUUAAGUUGGUAGUAGAAAAUCAUAAUGAGUUGCAUUAGCUUUAGUUUACCAUUUCAGCUGCAUCUGAGGAUCUAUUUACAGUUACUUAUUGCUAAUUCCUUGCCUUAGCCAUAUCCUUACUAAGUUGCUGUCAAAUUCUUGUUUAUAUAGACAGCUUCAGCUUCUUAUGGGUUAAGAUUUUUGUGCCAAUGCCUGUAAACUCAUUCUGAGUCCAUCAGGCAAUACGAGCCAAACGUGAUUGAUUAUCAAUCCAGGUAUCAGGGUUGUAGAAUACAGCUUUCCUGAUUGCAUAUAAGACAGUGAAGAAUAUCUCUGCAAUUGUUUUAGAGCCAAUUGCACUCGUUUGAAAUGGAGGUUGCAACUCUAUUUUUUUUAAAACAUAUAUAUAUAUAUAUAUAUAUAUA